AAAGACACCCUCGAAUAAAGAUCAUUAACCAUAAAAAAGUUAAAAUCAAUAAUUUAAUUUAUAGAGAAAACCGAUAUUUUUGACGUAAAAAAAAAGCGAACAAGUUAUUGGCGGUAUUUUGUUUUGUUUUCUACACGCGAAGGUGCUACACACAGCUACUUGAAGGCGAUUACGUUGUAGUCUUGUUGGUGUUUUGAGUUCCGUUGAGUAUUGACAACGAGAAGCCUCCAUAACUUGCCACCGUCUGAGUUUGUGAUAUUCAAGAAAGCCGCAAAGCCGAUAGCCUUGUGAAGAAGUUGACAGUUCUGUUUAGUUCUCUGCAGUGCAGGCCUAAGCCUUUCAAUGGAAGCACAACAAGAUCAGAAUCUGAAUCUUGAGGCGUGCUUGAAACUACUGAAAGGGGAGCGAGAUGAACAGCGUCUCGCUGGGCUUCUUCUGGUCACCAAGUUCUGCAUACCUGACGAUCACUCUUCACUCCGCAGGGUUUACGACGCUGUUGGUUCUCGCUUCCUUGAUCGGCUGCUCAGAACAGGUAUGGGAAACGGAACCAUAUCCAGUGAUGGGGACAACAACCGGGAUGCAUAUUUGAGCCUGUCAGUUACAGUUCUUGCUGCCCUUUGUCGUGUUCCAGAGAUUGCAUCCUCAGAAGACAUGAAUUCCAAAAUCCCACUAAUAUUGGAAGUAAUGUCCACCCAAUCUGGCUCACCUCUUUUUGAAGAAUGUUGCGAGUUUUUAUACUUGGUAUCAACUGCUUCAGAAAAUGGAAUAACGAGAUUUUAUGAUUCUGGAGGCAUCAAGAUACUAGCUUCUCAGUUGCCUUCUCUACAAGAUGGUUCGCAUCUGGUGGAAAUAUCUAUUAAACUUUUGCAAUUGGUCCUGAGCAGGAUAUCAUUAGACACAAUCCAGAAUGAUUACUCAUCUGAGCUCUCAGUUAUUGUAGCUGCAUUAGCAAGGCUGUUCGCUAUCUUGCAUAAUUCCUGGAAAUUCGAAGCUCUCCACCUCCUUAAUUCCAUUCUUUCUUCAACAGAUUUGUCACAACUUCUUAAAGCCCUCCAAUUACGGCCUCAAGAUAGCUGGUCACACAAUAUCCGUGUUGGUAUCAUGGCCAUUUUGCAGAAUCGUGUUGCUCCUUCUGAAAGGCUUCAGGCUCUCGUUUUAGCUGAGUCUAUGGUUUCCAUAUUUGGAGAAGUUUGGUUGAUUAGCCAAGUAAGCAGUAAUGACACACAAGAUCCAACUCCAGCUGACAUGUGUCUGUUGCUUGUCUUGGAGCAAUCGAGGGUUGAAAUUGCUGUUCUUCUGAAUGAGUUGGCCUAUUUAAAAUACGAAGCGCCUCAAGAUACUCCAGCCACUGUUGAUGCAUAUUCUCUUAAGCAACGAAACGUGGCUGUUGCCUUCUCUUUGGUUGAGAAGAUAAUAAAACUCAUUUCAAAUGUUGGCGAAAAUGAUGAUAACCUCCUCGAUGAAGGCACAUUGACAAAGCUGAUUCUACAACUUAAUGAGACAAUUGCUGUUGUCCUAGAGUAUUUAGAAGAUGCAAAGGAACAUAGCCAAAGGAAAGGGGAUGAUUUACUUGCUUCAGUGCGAAUUAUUGGGAGCUAUCUUGCAGAAGCACCGGUUGCAUGCAAGGAAAAGGUUCAAGAUCUUUUAGGGUAUAUGCUUUCUAUUGAAGGUGCAGAUGAGCAAAGGCCCUUCAACUCUGUCUGCUUUCUGCUACCUUUGUUGUGUCAAAUUACUAUGGAAGUGGAAGGGUGCAAAGCUCUGGUUUCGUGUGGUGGACUCAAGGCUGUUUUAGAUUGCCUCUGUAAAUUAAUUGGCUCAAAUGGUUUUAUGGUUGAGGAUAAUGUUGUAUUCCUGGCAUGUGAUACAAUAUUGAAUCUUCUACUGAAGAAAGACGAAGUGCAGUUGAAGUUAGAUGAAUCAGCUUUUGUUGAUCUUCUUAAAGCAUCGGCUUAUUGGUCAGAAAAUACUAAGGACAUGCAAAGUAUCAUGAUGGCGUCAAGCAUUUGUGCACUGAUAUUUGAUUAUACAUCGGAAGAGGCUCUUUUAAACCAUCCUGAUUUCAACCAUGGCACUCUUAGCAGUCUUUAUCAGCUGAUUGCAAGAUGUCUUGCUUCAUCAGAACAGGAUGAUAAAACGGAUAUGGAUCUACAUGAGAUUAUCUAUGCUGGUUUCUCUCGAUGGGCUCAUAGGUACCCCCACAUCAGAAAGGCAAUCAAAAUAUGAUUUUGAUUUUCUUAAUCUGUAUUAGUUGUAUCUGGAUACUUUAACUUUCAAGGUAUCAUUUAUAAUUUCUUUACGUGAUAUUGGUUUGUAAAGAGCUUACUUUAAUUUGUUGUUAGUGUAAAUAUCUCUUAUAAUUGGAAAAAAACUAAUGAGCCUUCUAAGGACAUUGUUUAAAAAGUCUAAAGAAGUAAGUUUUUAUGAGAAGCGUUGGGUAUGGCUCAUAGGUACUUACAAGUGGGCAGUGUCCGACGAACGGAACGAGUGAUAACAAAAUGGAAUUUUAAAUGCAAGUGGAAACCUUAACCUUUCACCAGUAAUAAAGUGGAACUGCAGCUGUUAUAAGUUGGAGACAUAAGCACAAUUGACCGACCUUCGUUAAUAUCAUGUAUGUAUUGUAGCGUUUAUUAUUUUGUUAAUUUUUUGUACUGAAUUGUUCCGACAAAGAAAGAAAUGUCUUUAAUUAUAACACUAGUUAAGAUUACCCUUAUAUGCCUUUGACGCACUCGUUCCACA
Messenger RNA from Trifolium pratense (red clover), 2736 nucleotides. Its product is annotated as neurochondrin. NCBI's taxonomy places the organism in Eukaryota, Viridiplantae, Streptophyta, Magnoliopsida, Fabales, Fabaceae. The record is from RefSeq and is a predicted model, not a curated record. The coding region runs from base 343 to 2223 and encodes 626 amino acids. The transcript is spliced from 19 exons.